This is a messenger RNA of Acyrthosiphon pisum (pea aphid), 1530 nucleotides long. RefSeq lists its product as uncharacterized. Gene Ontology annotation, cellular component: septate junction; membrane. Lineage: Eukaryota; Metazoa; Arthropoda; Insecta; Hemiptera; Aphididae. Gene Ontology annotation, biological process: regulation of tube size, open tracheal system; septate junction assembly. The transcript has 4 exons. The record is from RefSeq and is a predicted model, not a curated record. The coding region runs from base 521 to 1192 and encodes 223 amino acids.
CCUGUGGACUUGCGCCUAGUUAUCGUCAUCGCGUGGUCGUUUUUCGCGCGCGCGGUGUCUCGACGUGUCUGUCGUCCGUGGUUGUUUAUGCGCACGCCGCCGCCGUUUACGAGCGAGUAGACUAUUUAGAAUUUCGAUCCUUUGUCUCCGAAAUUUUUUAUUCUGGUCGGGUCAAACGCGGAAAUAGCCAAAAACGAGUCUUCAUUAUUUUUUUGUUUAUCUUGCCCGGAAUGUCGUCGCGAAAUGGCAUUAGCAUAAAUUAAAAAAAAACACGCGCGAAACUUUGGUAAGAAAACCGGAUUUCCAUCGUUAGAACGGGAAAAACGCGCGAUUCACGUUUGCCACCCUGAACACAUGUUGAUUACGGUGAGUGAUAAGUGAUAACCGCUGUUGUUGUUUGUGCCCGUCGCCCCGUCCCCGUCACCGCCGCCGCCGUCCAAGUUGGAGGACACUCCCAGUUUUGUUGUCUUUUUUCAAAACUUGAAUCUUCAGUCCGUGUCUUGAUGUACCAGUGAUUUCUAUGGCCAAGUCCAGGAACGGUCUGACGGCCGUUGGCCUGUCGGUUUUGGGAGCGUUUUUGGUCCUGUUGGCGUUCACGACAAAGAGCUGGUUGGUCACGGAUGGAAAAUUAGAGCACCCGAAAUUCGAAAGGAUCGGUCUAUGGGUAGUAUGUUUUAAAGAAUUUGAGGACCCUCGUCAUUGGUACGACACAAGAUUCCAUAGUUGUUGGUGGGUGUUUGAAGAAGAAUAUUAUAUUAUCUAUGAUGUUUUAUUCAAAGGUUUUUAUGUUGCUACUCAGUUUUGGUUUUCAGCUUGUGUUCUCUUAACAGUAUUUGGUUUAUUCUACACUACACUUUAUAUGUAUCUUAAUAGAGCUUAUGAACGUUAUGUUCAAAUUCUAUUUACAGCUGGAAUACUUUACAUAGCUGCAGCUGUGUGCGGUACUAUUGCUUUGGUAAUAUUUGGAAUAGAUGGAGACAGUAGAGUAUGGAUGCCACAUUGGGAACACAAUGAUAUAGGAUGGAGCUAUGGGGUAGCAGUCGCAGGAACUAUUGCCCUUUAUGUCAGUGGAAUAUUGUAUGUAAUAGAGGGACGGGCACACAAGAUUAAACGUCAAAAGAUGGCUACUCAAAGAGCCAAUUACAACUAUGAUGCAGAUGACUUAAAACAAUCGUCUCACACUGACAUAUAAAUUCUCAAAUUUUUAUUUUUAAGUAGCAACAUCUGCACGUUUUCAUUAAUUUAUUCUUAAUGCAUAUGUACAGUGAGCACUUCUUAAACAUAGACUCAUUGACAUUCUUCAAAUGUCUGCAUGAAAGAUUCACUUUGCAUGGAAAACACUUGGUAUUUGUUUUGGAUAACAAAUAUUAUUAAGUAUAGUAUGAAUGAGCACUUAUGGAGUUUUAUUCUUAAGAAUGGCUUUUUGAAAACAAUUUGUUACUUGGUCAUUUAUACAAUUAUUGACAAACUGUAAUAAAUUAAUUAUAGAUCUUACUUUGAAUUUGAUGUGCAAUUUAUAUUGAAUAGAUA